This is a messenger RNA of Cyprinodon tularosa, 6668 nucleotides long. It is a transcript of the gene iqsec2b, whose product is annotated as IQ motif and Sec7 domain ArfGEF 2b. The transcript is spliced from 14 exons. Gene Ontology annotation, molecular function: guanyl-nucleotide exchange factor activity; protein binding. The record is from RefSeq and is a predicted model, not a curated record. Gene Ontology annotation, biological process: regulation of ARF protein signal transduction; actin cytoskeleton organization. Lineage: Eukaryota; Metazoa; Chordata; Actinopteri; Cyprinodontiformes; Cyprinodontidae. Bases 278 to 4963 code for a protein of 1561 amino acids.
AUUUUGAGCUUUAAACCCUGCUCAUGGCAUAACAUGUUAUAAUGCUGAUUUUUGCCCUCAUCCCUAGGGAUAUGUAGUUAUUUUGAAACUCUCAAUCCCUUCAAUUUCUUUCUGUUUCUGAAAACCAAAGGUCUAAAGUUAACUUUAGUAGAGACUUUGUUGGUCCCUCCCUCCCCCCAACUCAUCAGGGCUGGUGGGGAGGGUGGAUCUUUGCCCUGAGAGGGGGGUCAAAACUCCAGGCGGUGGUGGUCAUACGCCAAAGCAAAGGGCUCCCAUCAUGGAGUCCAACCCAGAGAGCCCCAACCGGGCCGUGGAGUACCUACUGGAGCUCAACAACAUAAUUGAAAGCCAGGCCAAGCUCCUCGAGACGCAGCGCAGGCGCAUCGAGGAGCUGGAGGGCCAGCUGGACCGGGUCAGCCAGGAAAAUCAGGACCUGAGGCUGGAGCAUGGUCCGCAUGGGUCAGACGCUCCAGAGCAGAACCACAACCACAGCCAGCCCCUGCCCCUUCCAGUCCAGCAAGGCGGCGGCGGAAGCGGCGGCGGCGGAUGCACCUCAACGCCUCAGGUUACAUCUGGAUCAGCAACAACUCCGGGUCCCAGCAGGGAAAAGAGGAGCCACGCUCGACUGACACGGGGCCUCUCCUGUGGUUCCUCCAACAUGGACCGGGACCGGCUGGAACGCACUGACAGCACAGACACCAACACUAGCUCCAGCGCACGCAGAAAUUUAGAAGGGGAGUCCCGCUGUCCGGAAACAGUGACACACAAAGACAGCUCCUUCAGCCAGUCGCCUUAUCUUCACGGCUCAGAGCGCUACAGUGACAGCAUCAGUGGUGCUCCCUCUGCUUCAAGGGGCCCCGCCAGCGUGGUCACCUCCAGCUCAGCCAGCUUGGCCUGGGCGCUGCGAACCCGCCACCAGCCGGCAAGCCUUGCCCUCCGCAAGCAAGAGGAGGAGGAAAACAAGAGAUGCAAAGCCCUCUCUGAUAGCUAUGAGCUCUCAACGGAUCUGCAGGAUAAGAAGGUGGAGAUGUUAGAGAGAAAGUAUGGGGGCUCCUUUGUAAGUCGCAGGGCAGCCAAAACCAUUCAGACAGCCUUUAGACAGUAUCGCAUGAAUAAGAACUUUGAGCGCCUCCGAAGCUCUGCAUCAGAGAGUCGCAUGACACGGCGCAUCAUCUUGUCCAACAUGAGACUGCAGUACUCCUUCGAUGAGAGACAGCCCCAACAACAGGCACAGACACAGACCAACUUCACCCACAGUGUGGCCAUAGGGCCUCCUCGUUCCCCUGAUACUGACCGCACUACAGACUACACUCAUCUGGAGGAUUCCUUCUCCAAACAGGUCAAGUCCUUAGCUGAUUCAAUUGAUGAUGCUCUCACCUGUCGCGCGGGUCGCGAUGAUUCUCAAGAGGGCAGCAAGGAGGGUGGACCAAUCAGUGAAGACUUUGGAGAGUGCAUGUGGAGCAGCAGCAGCAACCCAUCUUCCCAGAGAGGUUUGGGAGAAAGAGGAAGAGGAGCUGGAGGAGGACUCAGUAUGCAUGGAGACAGUACUGCCACCUCGUACAGCGACGUCACUCUUUAUAUGGAUGAUGGGAUGCCAUCUUCUCCACUAUCCCUGGACAGAGCACCCAGCAGUACAGAUACAGAGUACUGGGGCCCCGGCGGGGGGGUUGGAGGCAGAGAGGACAGCAGGGAUACUGAAGGGGGAGGUAGCAGCAACAGCCGGCGCAGCACGCCAUGCACAGAGUGUAGAGACUACCGACUAAGGGGAGCCCAUCUGCCCCUUCUCACCAUUGAGCCACCCAGUGACAGCUCAGUAGACAUGAGUGACCGUUCAGACCGAGGCUCCCUAAGCAGACAGUUGGUUUAUGAGCAGGAACCUGGGGUAGGUUCAGGCUCCCCGCAGGGAACUCUCAAACACACCCCAAACUCAGGCACACACCCCACCUCGGCAGCAGCUGCCCAGGGUCAGACCAGGGCACCCGGAAGAUCCAUACCGACACAUAUUCCACACCAGGUGGCGGCCCACCACCACCAUCACCACCAUCCUAUCCACCACCAUCAGUACCCUGACACACCUUCAUCCUCUUCCUCUCCCCAGCAGCCCCCUACCACCCCUUUGUCAUCUUCCUCCUCGACAGCUCUGCCACCUGGUGCUCUGGAGCAGCCAUGCUGCUCUGAUGGCGACAAUGACUCUCUCAACUCAACCACCAAUUCCAACGAGACAGUCAACUGCAGCUCUGGCUCCUCAUCUCAGGACAGCUUGCAGGAACCUCUUCCUUCUCUGGGCAAGCAGACGUAUCAGAGAGAGAGCCGCCAUAGCUGGGACUCUCCACCCUUCCACAGUGACGUGGUGCAGAGACGCCAGUACCGUAUUGGUCUUAAUCUCUUCAACAAGAAACCCGAAAAAGGCAUCCAGUACCUGAUUGAACGAGGGUUUGUAUCUGACACACCUGUUGGGAUUGCUCGCUUCCUCUUGGAAAGAAAAGGACUGAGCCGGCAGAUGAUUGGCGAGUUUCUUGGAAACCGACAAAAACAGUUCAACAAGGACGUUUUAGACUGUGUGGUUGAUGAGAUGGAUUUCUCAGGUAUGGACAUUGAUGAUGCUUUGAGGAAAUUCCAGGCGCAAAUUAAAGUUCAAGGUGAAGCUCAGAAGGUGGAAAGACUUAUAGAGGCCUUCAGCCAGAGGUACUGUGUGUGCAAUCCAACCCUGGUUCGGCAGUUCCAGAAUCCUGACACCAUCUUUAUUUUGGCGUUUGCCAUAAUCCUCCUCAACACGGAUAUGUACAGCCCCAACAUCAAAGCAGAGAGGAAGAUGAAACUAGAGGAUUUCAUCAAGAAUUUGAGAGGUGUGGACAAUGGUCAGGAUAUACCUCGGGACCUGUUGGUUGGCAUCUACCAGCGAAUACAGAAAUGGGAGUUACGGACCAAUGAUGACCAUGUGUCGCAGGUGCAGGCAGUGGAAAGGGUCAUUGUUGGCAAAAAGCCUGUGCUGUCCCUACCCCACCGCAGGCUGGUUUGUUGCUGCCAACUCUAUGAGGUUCCUGACCCAAACAGACCUCAGAGGACAGGAGUUCACCAACGAGAAGUUUUUCUCUUCAAUGAUUUGUUGGUGGUUACCAAAAUCUUCCAAAAGAAGAAAACCUCAGUCACUUACAGUUUCAGACAAUCUUUCCCUUUGGUUGAUAUGCAAGUCCACAUGUUUCAGAAUUCAUAUUAUCCUCACGGUAUCCGCCUGACCUCAUCUAGCCUAGGCGGAGAGAGGAAGGUUCUUAUCGUCUUUAUGGCACCAAGUCAGCAGGACCGCACCCGCUUUGUUAGUGACCUCAGGGAGAGUAUUGCUGAAGUGCAAGAGAUGGAGAAAUACAGAGUGGAGUCGGAACUGGAGAAGCAGAAAGGUGUGAUGCGUCCAAGCCUACUGACCAGCGCUGUGGUUGGUGGAGGCGCAGGUAUGAAGAGCGAUCUCGUGAAUGGCACCAUGGGAAGGACAAGCUUUGAUGACAACUGCUCAGUUGGUGAGGGUCUCAAACGCACAGCGCUCAGCUCAUCUCUCAGGGACCUCUCAGACACAGGGAAACGUGGUCGCAGGAACAGUGUUGGUUCUCUGGACAGUACAAUGGAACAGCCCACAGCCUCAUCAGCGCUACCCAGUGCCAGGUGUGAUCCCUGGCUGCUACAGCACAGAAGAAUUCCGGCCUCACCGCCCCAUCCUGAGCCCCGGAUCGGGGGUGGGGGGUGGGCCGGGGCAGCAAAUUACCACUGCUGGGACAGGAGUUGGGGGAGUCUCCAGCAGUGUAGAGAGAGCAGGAGCAGGGGUAGGCCCUGGGGGGAGCAACAGCAGCAACAACAGCGGCUCCUUCCUGGGUUCACUCUUCGGCAGCAAACGCGCCAAACCACCAGGGCCUCUUAUUCCACCGGGGCCACCCUACCCCGCACCUGUACCCCCACCGACUACUGGAGGGCCCCCUCCUCACUCCCCUUCAUCCCUUUGCCAGCUGGAGGGGGGGGCUUCCAAGAUUCAGGCACUACACGCACAGUUCUGUCACAUGGGUUCAAUACAGCCUCCACCACCUUACUACCAUCACCAUCGCUUCCACGUCCAGCCCGCGCCCCCUCCUUUGCAAGGGGUCCCCCCUCAUACUUUACAGAGAGGCCCACUACCCUGUCGUCCUCCUGUUGGUCCACCACACGUCCAGCACCCACAGCUGGCCCAUCUCUCCCAGCUCUCCCAGCAUGGGCUUCAGGGUCGCUACACCAACAUGGUGGUAGGAUGUCCCCCCCCUCUUUCUCCUCUCUCCCAACAUUGCCAGAGCCCACAGUUCGCUCUUUACCACGUUCAGCCCACACAAUCUGCCAGAGGGGUCGGCGCCCCAGGUUCCAAACCCCCCCUAACGUUGUCUCUUUCCCAACCCCACCCGCACGCGCACUCCCAAACCCACCCCAGACAUUCUCAAACUCCACACCCAACAAGCCAUUCCACCCAUCAAACACACUUUUUAUUCGGCACGCUGCCCCACAACCUUCCGUCCGCCUCCGUCAGUGCGCAUCACGCAGCCUCCGCCGCCCCGUAUCUGCCCCAGUACCCUCCUCUCUCCUCCAUCCCCCCUCCCCCACCACACUCCCCUUUACCCCCCCCUUCGUCCCCCCUUACCCCUCUUACACCUCUCUCCCCUCACCCCCCCCAGCACCCAGGGCAGCUUCAGCAGGGGCCGCAGGUGACAGGGGCUGGAUCGACAGGUACGGUGGGCAGCUCCAAAUCCAAGCCUAUCAACCGGAUAAGUACCGUGGUUUGAGCAGGACAUGGAGCUCUAGGGGUCACCGGCUAGAGGACAGGUAUGAGGAGGCGGGCCGAUCACGGACACGAAGCAAGUCCGCCCGGACAGAAAGCAACAGCAGCAGCGCUGAGAAGAGGAAACGCAGGCUGCUCCGUCUCUGUUACUUUCACCUCCGCUUCCCACAUAUGUAGGUGGAGUUAGCGAGCACAGCAAGACUUCAACGGUUUGUGCCCGAAUACCUGAAAAACUGCACUCACAACACCACAUGAGCACAUGUUACUGCUUUUGCCGCACACAAUCAUAAAAAGCCUAUAGCCAUAUAAUUUAAGAUGAAACUAAAAUCUAUAUCUGAAUAUAAUGCUUAAGUUUACUUGUUUGAAAUUAUGAGUAUGUAUGAGAAUAUUUCUAUGUACAGUACAAGAUGUUUUAACGUGGCACUAGGAAAACAGAGAGAUUAUGUAUUAUUGUGGCUGAAAAUGGGUUUUUAAAUAGAGACUGAACCAUCGAAUGCAUUCCAGUUGUACUUUUGCAUUGAAAAGAGAAGAAAAAAUAGCAAAAAAAACUCUCCCUAGACUUUGCAAUAAUUUACUUGGCUUCAUGAUGUCUCCAUCCAUUAGCAUUGGUUACAAUUUGCCCUUCAGGCAAUUUUUUAAUUGCUUAGAAGACCUCAGAUAUGUUGCUCUCUCUUAAACUUCUAAAACGAUCACAGCUUUUUAACAAUGUGCUGCUCUCCUGGUCUUACCCACAUCAUGGGAAUUAUUAAAGGUAUCUAUGUGGGGUUUGGGACAUCGACAGAAUGACACAAACAAGAAUAUAUUUUUAAUGUUUCCGAAGCUUCUUGCUGUUUUAUUGAUAUUACGAUAUACCUGCUCUACCUGAGUAUAAUGAAUAUUGUCCAAUCAUUGUUUUGAUCAGUGAUUAAUUAUAUCAACAGAUGUUUGUACGUGGUUAUCAAAAGUAUGUGCACAUACAGAUUCUCUCAUUUUGCCAUAACCACUGGAGGGAAUUCUGUUAUGUGGAGUGUAGUUUAUUUUCAUAUCAUUAUAGUUUCCUUUAAGUUUUCAAUGUUUAGUAUAUAUCUGGUGUUAAAAUAAGAAUUUUAGUUGGAAUUUCUCUAAAAAAAAAUGCAAGUUUUUAAAUGACAACAACAAAGUAAAAAUCAAGAGAUUUUAUUUAAAUUGUAUUUAUUUUAUGGACUUCUCUACAUUCAAGAGAUGCCCAAAUGUGGUUUUUAAUUCAAUUCAAUUAUCAGCAACCAAGUUCAGGUUAGAUUUUUGAAAACUGUAAUCGCCUGCUUGAAUGUCAGAUUAAUUUUGGGCUUUUGAUGAUUCAUUGUACCUAUUUUAUUCCAGGGAUGAAUGAUUAUGCAACAUAUAAUUUCCGUAAUAUUUUAAAUAGCAAGAAUUAGGUGAAAAAGCUCGAACAUUUAGUGAAUUUUAUCUUAACCGUACAGUUUUAAAUAUUUGGAUAAACCCUCACUAAUAUUUUCCUAACGGCCCCUCAUCCUGUUGGACUUUAAGCAGAAGCUUUUAAAAGCCACUAAGUUUCAGGCAUUAUCUUGGCAACAUAUGUGACCACUGUUUUGGCAGAACUGGCCUAGGUUAUGUAAACUGCCUGAUUUUCUGGCAUGGAUAUGGUAUAUUUCUCAAUGCGUUUUACAUGUAUAAUCAGCCUGCAUUAUCUAUUCCUAAACUUGCACCUAUGCUGUUGUUCUUCUUCAGUUUAAACCUAAAAUUGUGUCUGAGUUUCAACAGCACGGCUAAUAAUUUGGUGGUAGUUAUAAUUCUUUAAAACUCCAAACAUCCUUUAAAAUCAAAAAAUUUUACUGGCAGCAAAACACUCCAAUACUGUGAUACUAGCAUCAUUUUUUUUUUUUUUCAGCUUUUUUUCAAUUGU